Molecule: messenger RNA, 3129 nt
Organism: Mycena indigotica
Lineage: Eukaryota; Fungi; Basidiomycota; Agaricomycetes; Agaricales; Mycenaceae
Product: Alpha-L-arabinofuranosidase B domain protein
Exons: 13
Coding region: 1-3129 (1042 amino acids)
Biological process (GO): arabinan metabolic process; L-arabinose metabolic process; pectin catabolic process
Molecular function (GO): alpha-L-arabinofuranosidase activity
Source: RefSeq, a predicted model, not a curated record
AUGCUUCCUAGCUCACUGGCCAUUUACUUACUCAGUCUCCUUGCUUUCGUGAACGCGGCACCAUGCGAUCUCUACGCCUCUGGUGGUACUCCUUGUGUUGCUGCUCAUGCAACGACCAGAGCACUCUUCGACUCUUUCAUUGGUUCGUUAUAUCAGCUCAAACGCGGCUCUGAUAAUGCUACUCUCAAUAUCGCCCCACUUUCGGCUGGUGGUGUGGCUAAUGCUGCUGCCCAAGACUCGUUCUGCAACGGAACAACCUGCUUAAUCACAAUUAUCUACGACCAGACGGGUCGCGGAAACCAUCUUACGCAGGCACCGCCAGGUGGUGCCGCACAGGGCCCAGAGGCGAAGGGACUCGAUAGCCUGGCGGCUGGUGGCGGAGCACCAGUAACAUUGAAUGGACGAAAGGCCUAUGGUGUAUUCAUCCCUCCUGGGACAGGCUACCGCAAUGACGCCACAAAUGGAAUUGCAGUGGGCGACGCAGCAGAGGGUAUAUAUGCGGUGCUUGAUGGGACUCACUAUAACGAUCAAUGCUGCUUCGACUAUGGCAACGCAGAGACCAACGCUCAGGAUACUGGCAACGGGCAUAUGGAAACCAUAUAUUUUGGUACAGCAGGCGGCUCCGGCGCAGGAAGUGGCCCUUGGGUCAUGGCUGACCUUGAAAAUGGACUUUUCUCUGGCCAGAACCGCAACUCCAACCCUGGCGACAAAACUAUCAGCAGCCGCUUCAUUACGGCCAUCGUCAAAGGCCAACCCAAUAACUGGGCAAUCAAGGCUGGCAACGCCCAGUCGGGGACUCUGACAACAAUGUGGAGUGGUCCGAGACCCACCGACGGAUACAAUCCAAUGAAAAAAGAAGGCGCCAUUCUCUUGGGUGUUGGUGGCGACAACAGCAACUGGGCUCAAGGCACAUUCUAUGAGGGUGCGAUGACCAGCGGGUUUCCCACCGACGCCGUUGAAAACGCUGUUCAAGCCAACAUUAUUGGAGCUGGUUACGCUACUACUUCACUGGUUAGUGGUCCGGCAAUGAGCGUCGGCUCAAUUGUUUCUCUCCGAGCGACGACAGCAUGCUGCAGCAAUCGAUAUAUUGCUCACAGUGGCUCGACCAUCAGCACACAAGCUGUCUCCUCAUCCGAUUCAAUUGCUACUAGACAAUCUGCUUCUUGGUUGGUUGUUUCAGCCCUUUCUGCUACUGCGGCAUCCACCCCGGGCACCUACUAUCUGUCAAACGUAAGACCCGUUAGGUACUAUAUUGUACCGAGCACUUCUGGUGCCGGGAAGUAUCAUUUGACUCCCCUCAAGGCGCGGGAUGGACGCAUGAAGCGCGUCAUUCAGCCUACCAAAAGUCAGGCUGUGCGUCGGGCUGCUCUCCGAUCACAGCUUGCGCUCCUUCUUCAAGGCGACAGUAUCUCGGAUGGUCCACAGACACUCGGCAGCACCAGCGAGGAGCCUGGAGGCGACCAAUGGGUGGAUGAGAUGCCCACCGAUAGCCUCCCGGUCCCGUAUUUUGAACCGGUGCAGGUGCCUCUUCCCCCGCGCCGAGCUGCGGUCUCUCGCUUCAACCUUGCUGAUGCCUGGGGGAAUCUCCUCCCUGCUCUGGAGGGCCCAUGGUCCCAGUUCAAGCAGGCUACUUAUGCCUCCCCACCCACUCACAUUGGGCCCUCGCUCCACCAUGAAUGCCAGCAUGCAUGCGACACUUAUAUCAACAAAUCAGUUGACUGUCUCUACCCCACGCUCGGACCGGCGUCAAAGCGUCCAGAUCCAUUUCGGCGAAGCCUCACGCAGGCUGUCCUUUGGUCCAGUAAUCUGCGCGACCGUAUAGCGCUUAGAUGGCGCCGCUACCUCCCCUUCGAAUGCCUCCGCCGCCGCCUCAAAUGCCCCCAAUGCCCCCUUCUCCUUCCUUCUGUCCCCCCUUCGGACGCCUCCACCUCCGCCUCCACUGCUCCUACGGACGCCGCUCCUGUCCCUUCGAAUGCCUCCGCCACCGCCUCCAAUGACGCCUCCGGUCAUGUCCUCCCUGCCUCUGGCACCGCCCAUCACGCAGAUCGAUUGCUCCACGACCGCUGUCCACUGUGUUUUGGUGGGGUUGACUGGGGAAAACCACUAUCCAGUGGUGGUGAUGUCCAACUGGGAGGAGAUGCAUGCUUUAGCUACCGUCACCUUCGUUCCGCGGGGGACGGCCCAAUUGGUUAUAAGCCCCAAUACUUUGUCUCGAAGGCAAAGGUUGAGCAGGUCCGACGGCGUGUAGACGAAGCUAAGCGAAGAAGGCCAACGCAGACCCUCGAUGACAGCUGUGCAGAAAAUUGGACAGCUGCCAACGAGAAGAAGAAGUUGGUUGAUCCCAAGCGAUAUGAUGCCAGCGGCAUCUUUGCUUUGAUAUGUCGCCAUGGUCAAACACUUUUCUGCUGCAACAUCGACACCCCAGGUGAACAGCACUACUACAUCAUUGCCCUCCUUGAGGAGGUGAUCCAACUUUUGCCUCCCGAUGCCACUAUCUCCCAAGCAUAUGAUGUAGGCUGUGUUAUUGACCGUAGCCAGUAUCUUUUUGAUGUCCUGGGGACAGGUGUUCGUGAACGAAUUAAGUUUGUUCUGAAUGCCAUGCAUGCCUAUGGCCACGAGUGGCGAUGCCAACUCCAAACUCACGUCGCAUCUGGACCAUUGACCAGUAUAUUGCCUUUGUCAACACAGACGGUUUCUACCGCUUGGGUGACUGGGUACUUCGGCAACAAUCCAAAAAUGUUCGGUCGCUAUUAUGAUGCUGGGAACCUGCUACGCAGAUGUGGUAUCCCUAUUUCUGAUCUGCGGGAUGAAUGGGCAGCUCAGAAAGCAGCCCAAACUUCUGGUCGUAGCCAUGCUCCAAAGCGCCUCCGCCGUGAUCUUGAUAAGGUGGUUGCCUUACAAGCUCAAAUUGAUGCCAUCGAAAAAUCUCUGGGAGAUGUUCGGGAGUCAAUCUCCAAUCAGACGGCUUCUAAUGACUCCUUUCGCCUCCUUCGUGAACUGCAGGCUACACAUGCUGACCUAGAGAGGCAGGCAGAGGCCUUAUACUCGUCUCUGAACAUCCAUCAGAUCUAUCCUGCUCUGGAAGGGCUACCUCCAGAGCUUGCCCGACUUUCUUGUUACUAUGCGUGA